AAGUGACAACGGCAAACUGAGACGGAGUUUUUGGUGGCGACACAGACAAGAGGCGCUUCUGGGUCAUUCACGUGUGAAAUAAUUACAAAACAGCUCUGCGUGAAGUUUGAGGUAGAGAAACUUUCUCGGUGCUAGUAAUUUCGUUCGUGUGUCGGUCCGCUUUUUAUUUAUUUGCAGCUAUUCGGUAACACAUGAAGCGUCAAGACACCGUUAACGAUUGAGAGCACUUGGUGGAGGGAGAGAGAGAGUGGGCGUCCGCGAAUCCGCUUCUUGCCAGGGGUGUAAUCAUUAGUCCAAAACGUUUUGGAACGAAAAUCGUUUAUUCCAAACGGGAAACGGGAGUUUCUCAAUAGGCACAUUUAGGAAGGUCCUUCCCCGUUUCGUUCCAUUUUCUUCCGUUUGGUUUCUAGUGAAUACACACCUGGCAACGGUCCGAAAUCACAAGUGAGACGCUCAAGCUAAACCAAACCUAAUCGAACUGAGACUUAACAUAUGGUUCAAACAGAGGACUUACUUCCCGGGACAGAGAACUCUUUGGAACCGAAGUCAUGAAAGCACAGGUGGCAGAGUAACCGCAGGACAUCGAGUCUUUCCUCCAGACUCUCUCUCUCUCUCUCUCUCUCUCUCUCUCUCUCUCUCUCUCUCUCUCUCUCAUCCAUUUCCCAUACCCGCUUGGCUUCCCUUCUCUGGUUCUCUACCUGCACCUAUAUCCCUCCUUCCUUCCAUCCGGCCAUCCAUCCUUCCUUAAGUCUCCCUCCCUCCGGCGGUCGCUGCCAUCAUGCGCCGGUUCAGCUCCGAGGGGUCCCUAUUGAAUAUGGACUUCCUGCCGUGGAAGAAGGUGGAGCUUAAGGACCAGAACUACCACAGCCGGGACGGGGAGUCAGGCACCUACACCCCCCACCUGGGGGAGGACGAACUGGAUGGGCGAACCACCUCUCUCCCCCCCUCGCCCAUCAUCCUGGAGCCUGAGGCCAGCCCUGGGAGGACACCGGGGAGGGGGGAGCUGGGCAAGGAGCACAGCGUCAGCGUGGAGAACGUCACAGAACUGGGGAGGCCAGAGGGUAAGGGUCAUCUGAGAGUGGUGAACCUCAGCGAAGGAUGCAGGGCGUACAGUGACGGCCAGUUGGCGCCGGCGACUUCGAGUGGCAGCACAGAGAGCGUGGGCAGGCACGACCGGCCUCCGCCAUCUCCCUCGUACUCAACCUUUGACUCCAGCCCCUUUUCCUUCAAGUCACAGCAACGGUCCCACGCCAGAGCCAAGCUGUCAGCAGCCAAGCUACAUCUGAAGAGCCUGUUUGGGCAGAGUCCCCAUUCGUCACACUCCAACCUGUUUAACCCAGAGCAGAAAGAGCAGAAAGACCGUGUUAAAGAGCAGCGGUCCCGCCUCCCGUUCCUUCGCCAAUGGAGUCAGGUGGGCCACAGCAAGGUCAAGUUCAGCCGGGAGGAACUGGAUAAGUGGGCUGAGUCGCUGGACGCCCUCCUGGCUAGUCGGACCGGUGUGUCUGUGUUUGGAGCAUUCCUUCGCUCAGAGUUUAGUGAGGAGAAUCUACAGUUCUAUCUGGCCUGUGAGCAGUACAGAAACUCCUCCAACAACUUCAGCCUGCACAGACGGGCCAAGGAGAUCACUGUCACCUAUAUCGAGGCGGGGGCACCGCGAGAGGUGAACUUGGACAGUAAGACCAGAGAUCUAACCACACAGCUCCUACAGGCCCCAUCACAUACCUCCCUGUCUCACGCCCAGAAACGCAUCUACUCCCUCCUGGAUACAGACUGCUACCCUCGCUUCCUCCAGUCCACCAUCUACCUCACCUUGCUGGGCCAGGCUGACUAGAGACUAAGGACUCCAGUCAAUCCAUAUCGCCGAAGUUCAGCACUUUUUUUCACAAUUUGACAUUUUAAUGGCAAUGUUCCCGCGUUCGCAGAGACUUCAUUUCACGUUAAACGCUAUUUUGUCUCAAUCUCUGAACUUCCACAAUACAAACUGACUGGAGACCUAAAGGCUGCAUCCCUGUGGCUGCAUCCUUAUUCUCCGCACUUCAUCCUUUCUCUCGAAGUGCACACUUUUGUAGAUACGGAGCUGGUGGGGACAGUUGCAGGAGAUACAAUGCAGAGUUAAAGAGGGUUUAAAGGGGUUUAGUCAUUCCAGUAGAUGAUCAGGCUGGUGUUCAUUAGGGCAUGGAACAGAAGCACUUAAAAAAAAAAUGUUUUGCAACAGAAAACAAGAGUGUUUUUUUUUUUAUUGGACAAGUUCAGAUAGUCCCUCCCUGUUUGUCAGUUUUUUUCUUAAUUCGAUGCCUAAUGAACAUGACCCAGGUUUUUGUUCUGCUUGGGGUGUGAAAGGGGUUCAGGGAGGUAAAAAGCAGGGAAAGGGGUUUGGAUGGAAGGAGCGAAUGGAUAAACUGAGGUUAUGAGACAGGGGUCUGUUUUUUCCAUGACUUAGAGAGGUGCAACCCGAGGUGGCGUGAAACUAUGCAGAUCUCAAUGUUUGUAAUCAUUAAACAUCCUCUUUUUAACUCGAUAGGUCCCCCACGGUCCAAUGGGCACGUACGGAAUAGCGCCAACAGAAAGGAAAAAACACAGCCAAGAUCAGAGCUCUAGUUAAAGAACUUUGAGUUAGUUACAUGCAGUGCCUUCAGAAAGUAUUCAUACCCCUGUCUCUCUCUCUCUCCCUCUCUCUCUCUGUCUCUGUCUCUCUCUCUGUCUCUCUCUCAAAUUCAAAUUCAAGCUGCUUUAUUGGCAUGAAAAACAUUGUGUCAAUAUUGCCAAAGCAACAAUGAAUAUAAUAUACAUUGUAACAAAAUUAUAAAUGAUAGCAAAUAUAAAAUGGUCGUAAAUAAUAAUACAAAAUUAAAUACAAUUCUAUUCUCUCUGUCUGUCUCUCUCACUCUGUCUCUCUCUCCUCUCUCUCUGUCUCUCUCUCUCUGUCUCUCUCUCUGUCUCUCUCUCCUCUCUCUCUCUGUCUCUCUCUCCUCUCUCUCUCUUUGUCUGUCUCUCUGUCUGUCUCUCUCUGUUUUUUUCCAUACGUAUUCACACACCUGAGUCAAUACUUUGUAGAAGCACCUUUGGCACCUCCUCUGUGUAAAUCUCUAAUAGUUUUCCACACCUGGAUUGUGCAACAUUUGUCCAUUUAUUCUUUUAAAAAUUCUUCAAGCUCUGUCAUCCUUGCUAGACAAUCAUUUAAGUCUUGCCGUAGAUUUAAGUCAAAACUGUAACUCGGCUAUUCAAGAACAUACACUGUGGCUUGGUAAGUAACUCCAGUUUAGAUUUGGCCUUCUGUUUUAUGUUAUUAUCCUGCUGAAAGGUGAAUUCAUCUCCCAGUGUCUAGUGGAAAGCAGACUGAACAAGGUUUUCCUCUAGGAUUUUGUCUGUGCUUAGCUCGAUUCCAUUUCUUUUUUAUCCUGAAAAACUCCACAAUCCUUAAUGAUUACAAGCAUACCCAUAACAUGAUGCAGCAACCACUUUGCUGGAGAGUUUAUCCCAAACAUAUCACUUUGUAUUCCGAACAAAAAGUUAUUUUCAUUUUGUCAAUUAGGUUAGUUUUGUGGAGUAACAUCAAUGUUGUUGACCCAUCCUCAGUUUUCUCCUAUUACAGCCAUUAUACUCUGUAACUGUUUUUAAAGUCACCAUUGGCCUCAUAGUGAAAUCAGUGAGAGGUUUCCUUCCUCUCCAGCAACUGAGUUCGGUAGGACACCUGUAUCUUUGUAGUGACUGGGUGUAUUGAUACACCAUCUAAAGUGUAUUUUAACAACUCCACCAUACUCAAACGGAUAUUCAAUGUCUGAGUAAAAAAAAAAAUGAACCCAUCUACCAAUAGGUGCUGUUUGAGGCAUUGAAAAACCUCCCUGGUCUUUGUGAUUGAAUCUGUUUGAAAUUCACUGCUCGACAGAGGGACCUUACAGGUAUGUGUGGGGUACAGAGAUGAGGUAGUCAUUUAUAAAAUGUUAGUCCCUACUUGGGUACAAAGUUAUGUGACUUCUUAAGCACAUUUUUACUCCAGAACCUAUUUAGGCUUUUCCAUAACAAAAGGGUUGAAUACUUAUUAACUAAAGACAUUUCAGCUUUUCAUGUGUAAUUCGUUUUUAAAAAACAUAAUUCCAUUAUGUUUAUGGGGUAUUUUGUCAGUGGCCAGUGACAAUUUUUUCCAUUUUUUUUUUUUCAAAUCUUAAUUGAAUCAUUUUGAAAUGUCAGGCUCUAACAACAAAAUGUGGGAGAGUCAAGGUGUGAAUACAUUCUGAAGGUGCCGUUUUGUGUGUCGUGUUUAUAGUGUAUAGUGUGUAGUGCAAUUGAAGCCCAACGCAGUUCACACUGAUAGAGGCCAGUUCAAGGAAGUAGCCUUUUUAAAGACUCUGGGGGGGGGGGGGGAGCAGUUUCCUUCAAAUACAUCCCUCAGAUGAAUGAUUUUAUUAACACAUCAACACAGAUCAUUUGUUGCUAGAUCGUAAAUCAUUUGGCACUACUAGAUCAUUCAAAAGCUGUAUCGCUUCCAAGUAGGCCAUCUCACAGUAACGUUGUACCCAAGUAGGGAAUGCCCAUCAGGCCUUGGCAAACAAGGUUGGUUUGAUGCUGUUCUUUAUAUGACUGCAGUGUUCUGAACAGUAUAUGACAACAGACUCCAUUUAAUCGUGGGAAACCAAGAGAGACAGAGAGAAACCUUUACACUUCAUGCUACAUUUGUAAAUAUUUUAAACAGAAAUCUGAAGAGAAUCCAACAGAUAAACAAAGGAUAUAUGAUUUAUUUCAAGUGUAUCAUUUGUUUGUACUGAACCUCAUGUGAAAUGUUGGUUGUCAGACUGUUUUAAAGAAAAAUAAAUCCAGAUUUUUGUACAUAU
Messenger RNA from Oncorhynchus masou masou (cherry salmon), 4829 nucleotides. RefSeq names its product regulator of G-protein signaling 3. Lineage: Eukaryota; Metazoa; Chordata; Actinopteri; Salmoniformes; Salmonidae. Bases 779 to 1831 code for a protein of 350 amino acids. The record is from RefSeq and is a predicted model, not a curated record. The transcript is spliced from 6 exons.